This is a messenger RNA of Ilex paraguariensis (yerba mate), 229 nucleotides long. Lineage: Eukaryota; Viridiplantae; Streptophyta; Magnoliopsida; Aquifoliales; Aquifoliaceae. The record is from the annotation of a GenBank genome assembly.
GAGUGUAGCAGCACACGCCCAAGCUGCACGCCAAAAGGAGCUCAGCUCCCUUCCAGCGUCGGUGCCCCCUUCAUGGUCAUCAAGAAGCGACCCAGACACCCUACCCUUAGCAGCGGCACCCAUAGUGAUGUGGGCUUCGGCGCCUCCUUCUCCUCCUUCGAUAACUUGCAUCCGUUAUUCCUCAAUCGACAUGGCCUUUGAAAAUGCUCAAACUCAAGAAGCUCCUUGA